UCUGGAUGUAGGUGGCUGCGUUACGCGCUCCGGCGGCGCAGCUCUGCUCCGUGCUCCCUCCUCCUCCUCGCCCUCCGUCAGGAUCGCUGCCUGAGCCCGGGCUCUGCUUCUCGCGGGAGGGCGUCUCAGGCGGCUCCGCUGGAUGCGGGCUGCGGACGGCCCCGGCCCCGCUCCCGAAGGGGUUCUGCGCUGAAGAUGGAUGACUUGGCUCUCCUUGACCUCUUGGAGUGUCCCGUGUGCUUUGAGAAGCUCGACGCCUCGGCAAAGGUGCUGCCGUGCCAGCACACCUUCUGCAAGCCCUGUCUGCAGAGGAUCCUGAAAUCGCAGAAGGAGCUGCGGUGCCCCGAGUGCAGGACCCUCGUCCUGGGCAGCAUUGAGCAGCUGCCCUCCAACCUGCUCCUCAUUCGCCUCCUGGAUGGAGUCCGGUGCGGACAGAACGCCGGCAGGUUCGGCUCGGUGCAGAGGUCGGGGGUCCUGUCGUCCCCCGCCUCCAUCAGGAGGGUCCCCAGGGGGCUGCAGCUGCACCAGCACCGGCUGGCCACCAAUCCCCGGAUCCACAUGGAGGGGGUGCCACGGGCCAGGGCUCUGUACUCGUACCGCGGGCACAACCCGGGCGAGCUGCGCUUCAACAAGGGCGACACCAUCGCGCUGCUGCGCCAGCUGGACGACGACUGGUACCUGGGCGAGCUGAACGGCGCCAGCGGCGUCUUCCCGGCCAGCUCCGUGCAGGUCAUCAAGCAGCUGCCCCUGCCGCGCCCGCUCUACGGCCUGGAGCUGCGGGGCCGGGACAAGGCGGGCGGCAAGGACAUCCUCACCUUCCCCAAGCCCAGCACGGCCCAGCAGCUCCUGCAGGCCACCAAGGGCCACUGGUCGCCGCCGCCCCGGGCCGCGUCCCUGCGCCCGGCCAAGGCCCCCGCAGAGCCGGCGGCGCUGCCCAAGGCGCCCGAGGCGCGCAGGAAGAGCCUGCGGCAGUUCUCGCUCACCACGGCCCUCAACACGCUGAACCGCAUGGUGCACGCCGAGCGCCCCGCGCUGCACAUCAGCCCCCCCGUGCUCAUCAGCUCCAGCAACCCCAGCGUGCCCACCCAGAGCUGCGAGAGCGCCGAGCUGCCCUGCGGCACCCCGCUCCAGGUCUACCCCACGCCAGGAGCACUGGGGCCCCCGGCAGCCAUCGUGACCCUUCCCCACCUGCAGCACCACGGGCCAGCCUACCUGUGCGUGGCUCUGCACUCGUACGCGGCGCACGGACCGGACGAGCUGGAGCUGCAGAAGGGAGAAGGGGUCCGCGUGUUCGGCAAGGAGCAGGACGGGUGGCUGCGGGGCAUGUCCCUGGUCACCGGCAGGGUCGGCCUCUUCCCCAGCAACUACGUCAGCCCCCUCUUCAGGAAAUCCAGUCUCACCGACUCGAAGAUGCCUUCCCUGUACACCUCCUGGACCCUGUCCACGUCCUCGCUGUCCUCGCAGGGCAGCGCGUCCGAGGGCGGCCCGCGGCAGAGCCGGGCCCUGCGGCCGCUGCUGCUGCCCGUGCCCAUCCCGUGCCCCGGCCGGGCCCCGGCCCCGCUGCGCCGCGGCCGCGGCAGCGCCAGGAGGAACGGAUCCCUGCAGAGGCCGGGCCAGGCGGGCACCCCCGUGCCGAUCACCGGCUCCCUGCGGCGCCCCUCGGCUGCGGGCCGAGCUCAGCACUUGCAGCUGUACCCGCACGGCGUCCCCGGCACGGACGAGACAGCGAGGCCGAACCCCUCCUAUGAGGCUGCCCCGGCGCUGCUGGUCAGGGCAGGGGAGAGCCGGAGCCCCUCGGUGUGCAGCUCGGUGAUCCUGGACGCCAAAGAGCCCUCGGUGAAGAGCGAGGCCGCUCCAAAGCCGCCGGCGUCAGCCCCGCCGUCCAUCCUGGUGAAACCAGAAACGUCCCGCAACAGCGCCGAGAAGCAAGUGAAGACGGUGAGGUUCCAGAACCACAGCCCGCCGCCGCCCAAGCGGCACAGCCUGCAGCCCUCGCCGAGGCUGGCCCGCAGCAGGACAGAGCCCGGCCCCGAGGCGCUGCUGCCCGAGCCCCGCCUGGGCCCCGAGCUGCUGGUGCUGUACUCGCCGCGCCUGGGCUCCAGCCCGCUGCACCCGCGCCGGGCGCUGCACCCCAAGGCGCUGUCGCUGGAUCUCUCGGGGCAGCUGACCUUCCCCAUCAAGAAGAGCUACAGCAGCAUCUCGGCAAACUGAGCGGGCAACGCGCGCCUGCCUGCCCGCCCGCCUUCCUCCCCGCUGCCGCUCCUCUCCCUCGGCGCCCGGCCCCGCAUCCCGCCCCAGCUCCCGGGGCAGGGCCCGCUGCUCCCGCACCGCCGGCGCCUCGGGGGCUGGGGCACCUCGGGGGG
Messenger RNA from Melozone crissalis (California towhee), 2363 nucleotides. It is a transcript of the gene SH3RF2, whose product is annotated as SH3 domain containing ring finger 2. NCBI's taxonomy places the organism in Eukaryota, Metazoa, Chordata, Aves, Passeriformes, Passerellidae. Gene Ontology annotation, molecular function: ubiquitin protein ligase activity; protein phosphatase 1 binding. The coding region runs from base 196 to 2211 and encodes 671 amino acids. The transcript has 8 exons. Gene Ontology annotation, biological process: negative regulation of apoptotic process; positive regulation of proteasomal ubiquitin-dependent protein catabolic process; positive regulation of JNK cascade. Gene Ontology annotation, cellular component: nucleoplasm. The record is from RefSeq and is a predicted model, not a curated record.